GGUCCGCCGAGAUGUCCACGGCACAGGCCACAGCAGAGCAGCACACGCACACGCACUCGCACUCGCACUCGCGAACUCGCCUCCUGUGCCUGCGUGAGUUGUGGUGUGGUCGAGACUCGAGACACACACACACACUACUCCAUACAUGCACGCGAGCCUCGCCUCCUACGCAGCGGCAGCUAUGCCGGCGCUCGACCUCCGCCCCGAGAUGGCGCACGCCCACCAGCCCGUCAUGUCGCCGUCGCACCACGGCUGGGACGGCAAUGGCGCCGCAGUCGUGCCCACUCCUAUGCCCAAGAGACUGGACGGGAAGGUGGCCAUUGUGACGGGCGGCGCGAGGGGCAUCGGCGAGGCCAUCGUGAGGCUGUUCGUGAAGCACGGGGCCCGGGUGGUGAUCGCGGACAUCGACGACGCCGCCGGGGAGGCGCUGGCGUCGGCGCUGGGCCCGCAGGUCAGCUUCGUGCGCUGCGACGUGUCGGUGGAGGAGGACGUCGCGCGCGCCGUGGAGUGGGCGCUGUCGCGGCACGGCGGGCGUCUGGACGUCUACUGCAACAACGCCGGGGUGCUGGGCCGCCAGACGCGCGCCGCCAAGAGCAUCCUGUCCUUCGACGCGGGCGAGUUCGACCGCGUGCUCCGUGUCAACGCGCUGGGCGCCGCGCUCGGGAUGAAGCACGCGGCGCUCGCCAUGGCGCCGCGCCGCGCCGGCGGGAGCAUCGUCUCCGUCGCCAGCGUCGCGGGGGUGCUCGGCGGCCUGGGGCCACACGCCUACACCGCCUCCAAGCACGCCAUCGUGGGGCUCACCAAGAACGCGGCCUGCGAGCUCGGCGCGCACGGCAUCCGCGUCAACUGCGUGUCGCCCUUCGGCGUCGCCACGCCCAUGCUCAUCAACGCCUGGCGCCAGGGCCACGACGACGGCGCCGCCGACGCCGACCUCGACCUCGACAUCACCGUGCCCAGCGACGAGGAGGUGGAGAAGAUGGAGGAGGUGGUCAGGGGGCUGGCCACGCUCAAGGGCCCCACGCUGAGACCCAGGGACAUCGCCGAGGCGGUGCUCUUCCUGGCCAGCGACGAGUCAAGAUAUAUCUCCGGCCACAACCUCGUCGUGGACGGCGGCGUCACCACCUCCAGGAACCUGAUCGGCUUGUGAAUGUGAUCCGUUCCAUGGCUACGCACGCACUCUAAUUAGAGAAGGGAAAAAAAGAGUAGUUGUACUUGAAGUGAUCGAUUUCAUUUGGUUGAUUGAUUCAUCAACAAAAGUGUUGGGCUUGAUCAUCUGAUAGAUUAGCAUUGAUGCUGCUGCUGCUGCGUUUCAUCAGCAAUUGCAUUUGCAUAUCUCGAGCACUGAAUUGUCUGAUUUCUCCUGGUGGUCCUGCCACGUGAAUGAGGAACCAUUUGUUGGAUGAUUGAAUAAGGCCUUGUUUAGUUCGCAAAA
Messenger RNA from Sorghum bicolor (sorghum), 1432 nucleotides. Its product is annotated as sex determination protein tasselseed-2. Lineage: Eukaryota; Viridiplantae; Streptophyta; Magnoliopsida; Poales; Poaceae. The transcript is spliced from 2 exons. Gene Ontology annotation, molecular function: oxidoreductase activity, acting on the CH-OH group of donors, NAD or NADP as acceptor. The record is from RefSeq and is a predicted model, not a curated record. Bases 146 to 1147 code for a protein of 333 amino acids.